GGCACCUAUAAAUAAACUCCCCCAACACCUCUUUCACUUCAACCCAUCUAAACCACACCAUUCCUUUUUUCUCUCUAUUCCAUCAUGGCGUUUAAGAAAACCCUAGCACAGCGCCUCCUCAACAUCACCAAAAUCUCCAAUUACCGCAUUUCCUCCGCCGCCGUUCGUUCUCCCAAUCCGGCCAAACCUGACAUUGCUCCGGAUCCCGGAGAUAGCGGGAUCUUCCGCCGCUUUCUCCACAAGAGACCCGUCUUCUCGUCGGAGCUUCAACAGCCGGCUUCCGAUUCCAUCCUCCACCGCCUCCGGGAGAUGGACAUUGCACGGAGCCGGAUCCGGUUGGACGGACUCACUCCACCGGAGAAACGGGAAGUGGAGGCCAAAGAUGUGAAGAAGGUGCUCAGAGCCGUGCAAAUAGAAACAGUGAAAUCCAAGUUACGGAAAAUCCCGGAGAGUUGCAUAAGCUACUCGGAGUUCAUGCGAAUGUGCACGGAGGGUUGCUCCGAUCCGGAGCAAGCGAGGAACAUGGCGCAGAUGCUGGACGAUUCAGCCUCUGUUAUCAUCCUAGGCGAUGUCGUUUUCCUCCGACCUGAACAGGUAGCAAAAACCAUUCAGACUAUCCUUCCUAUACCAGCAGGAGAGAAGAUGAACGAGUCAGCAAGAAAAGAAUUGGAAGGAAUGGAGAAAAUUAAAGAAGCAAUUGACGAGAGAGCUAAGACUUUGGUUCGACGUGAACUGUGGGCUGGAUUGGGAUUCCUAUUGGCACAAACAUUAGGGUUCAUGAGACUCACAUUUUGGGAACUAACUUGGGAUGUGAUGGAACCAAUAUGCUUCUAUGUUACUUCCAUGUACUUCAUGGCUGGUUACACAUUCUUCCUCAGAACCUCCAAAGAGCCUUGCUUUGAAGGCUUCUACCAAAGCCGUUUCAGCAGCCAGCAGAAGCGCCUAAUCAAACUUCACAGUUUUGACAUUGCCAGGUACAAUGAGCUCAAGGCUGCUUUACCAUCGCCACCCUCCUCCGACGACCAGAUUCAUACAUCAUUUGUUAUUCAACCUAUUCAGCAAUUUCACAAAAAAUUGUAGUCACUACACAAUUACUAUCAUCCCUUCCCUCAUCCCUCCACCAAAUUAUGGGGAAUCACUCUCCGCUUUUCUUCUCGUAUUCGCUCCUUCUCAAAACAGAGACAAAACAAAAAGAUCAAAUAUAAAAAAAAAAAAAAUGCUUUAUGAUAAAGAUGACUUAGCAUUAGGUGCGGCUUGGUGUACAAUAUAUGCAGAGUGAUUUUUUUAAUUUUUCUUA
Vigna unguiculata (cowpea) is the source of this 1297-nucleotide messenger RNA. RefSeq names its product calcium uniporter protein 3, mitochondrial-like. Lineage: Eukaryota; Viridiplantae; Streptophyta; Magnoliopsida; Fabales; Fabaceae. Gene Ontology annotation, cellular component: uniplex complex. The record is from RefSeq and is a predicted model, not a curated record. Gene Ontology annotation, molecular function: calcium channel activity; uniporter activity. Gene Ontology annotation, biological process: calcium import into the mitochondrion; mitochondrial calcium ion homeostasis.